This is a messenger RNA of Mus caroli (Ryukyu mouse), 4813 nucleotides long. RefSeq names its product heparan sulfate 2-O-sulfotransferase 1 (gene Hs2st1). Gene Ontology annotation, molecular function: heparan sulfate 2-sulfotransferase activity. The record is from RefSeq and is a predicted model, not a curated record. NCBI's taxonomy places the organism in Eukaryota, Metazoa, Chordata, Mammalia, Rodentia, Muridae. Gene Ontology annotation, cellular component: membrane.
GAGGGCGGCGCAGCCGCAGCCGCAGCGCCACCGGAGGAGCGCGCGGCCGCGAGCGACCGAGGGAGGGAAGGGAGGAAGCGAGGGAAGAGGGCGUGCGGCCGUGGGGUCCCGAAGUCAGGCGGCAGCGGCAGCGGCAGGAGGGCGCCCGGGCCGUCGAGUGGGCCGGGGAGAAGCGUGCACCAGGCGGCCGGCGCUGGCUCCCGCGGGCGGGAGACCGGAGAGGAGGAGGGGGUCGCUGCGGCGCGGCAGUCCGCGCAGCUCCCGGGUCGGGGUCUCCUCCCGGCGCUUCGGUCGCCCUCGGGGCCCCGCUCCCCGCCCCCCGCGGUAUGUCUUGAUCGCGAGCGGCGGGUUUCAUGGGGCUCCUCAGGAUUAUGAUGCCGCCCAAGUUGCAGCUGCUGGCGGUGGUGGCCUUCGCGGUGGCGAUGCUCUUCUUGGAGAACCAGAUCCAGAAGCUGGAGGAGUCCCGGGCGAAGCUAGAAAGGGCAAUUGCAAGACACGAAGUCCGAGAGAUUGAACAGCGCCAUACAAUGGAUGGCCCUCGGCAGGAUACGACUCUGGAUGAAGAGGAAGACAUAGUCAUCAUUUAUAACAGAGUGCCCAAAACUGCAAGCACCUCGUUCACCAAUAUAGCCUACGACUUGUGUGCAAAGAAUAGAUACCAUGUUCUUCACAUCAACACUACCAAAAAUAACCCAGUUAUGUCAUUGCAAGAUCAGGUGCGCUUUGUGAAGAAUAUAACCACCUGGAACGAGAUGAAGCCAGGCUUCUAUCACGGACACAUUUCUUACUUGGAUUUUGCAAAAUUCGGUGUGAAGAAGAAACCGAUUUAUAUCAAUGUCAUCAGGGACCCUAUUGAGAGGCUAGUUUCCUACUAUUACUUCCUGAGGUUUGGAGAUGAUUACAGACCAGGACUAAGGAGACGGAAACAAGGAGACAAAAAGACCUUCGAUGAAUGUGUGGCUGAGGGCGGCUCAGACUGUGCUCCAGAGAAGCUCUGGCUUCAGAUCCCGUUCUUCUGUGGCCACAGCUCAGAAUGCUGGAAUGUAGGGAGCAGAUGGGCCAUGGACCAGGCUAAGUCUAACCUCAUUAAUGAGUACUUCCUGGUGGGAGUCACCGAGGAGCUCGAGGACUUCAUCAUGCUGCUCGAGGCAGCUUUGCCCCGAUUCUUCCGGGGCGCUACUGACCUCUACCGUACAGGAAAGAAAUCUCACCUUAGGAAAACCACAGAGAAGAAGCUGCCCACCAAGCAGACUAUCGCAAAGCUGCAGCAGUCUGACAUUUGGAAGAUGGAGAACGAGUUCUAUGAGUUUGCUCUGGAGCAGUUCCAGUUCAUCCGAGCUCACGCUGUCCGAGAGAAAGACGGAGACCUCUACAUCCUGGCCCAGAACUUUUUCUAUGAAAAGAUUUACCCUAAGUCGAACUGAGCACAGGUGUGGCCAGAGCACUCCUGCCCCGGAGCUUGACUGUGUCACCACCUUUCUCAGCCUCCUGCUGAUGCGUGUGCGAGCUGUGAGCCACGCUGAGCUGGGGACAGACAUGAAUGUCAAGGAGUGAGAUGCUGGCGGGCUGGCGGAGUCCUGUGGAGUUUUCAACUUUCAGGCAUUUUUACUUUUUUGUUGUUUCGUUUUCGUUUUCAUGCUAGUUAUAAUCUUGUCCUGGUGCAGGGGCGGGGCUUACAUUGCCUAAAAUGCACACAUGGACGUUUAGUCAGACGGCUGAGUACCAUUUCAGAAGAGGUUCUGACGCUCGUGCUUUGCAAAGCAUUUCGUUGCCUCUCCUUGAAUGAAGAGGAGUCCGUUUGCCACUUACCCUUCUGGAGUUUGUGCCGCCACCUCUGCUGGAUAGUGCUAAAAUAUGUUUGGCAGUAUCUGAUUUAUUUGUAUGAAUCAUGUCUCACAAAGUUUAUUAGAAUGUUUGAUCAUGUUUUCUCAGAACAUUUCUGCUACAGUUGGGUUUGCCCAUAUUUAUGUAGACUUUAUUUUAUUUUAUUUUAUUUGAUGAUCAUUAGUGUUAAAGAAAUCAACUUAAACCAUGAAUAAUACUGUAAGAAGGUAAAAAGUUAAAGCAGUAUUCCUGACUCCUGUCACCCCAGUAUCCAAUAUUGGGAUGAUAUUUCUAAGAAUGUGGACAUUAUCUGAGGCUUUCUUAAGGAUUUCCACAUAUCAAUAUCAAAAAAGUGAGUUUAAUACUUGUUCCUUCAUGGCGUAUCUGUACCCCUGAACACUGGCAUAUUGGUGAUCGCACAUGGCAACUCCAUCAGUGAGCUGUGAUGUGGGUAGGAUUUGCCUACUCUGUACUUUUACCUGUAGACUAUUUUUACUACGGUGCUUUAUAAUGUGUUUUAAAGCAUUGCAUUUACAAAAGGAAAAUGCUGUAAAUAAUUGCAUAUUUUAUGUAUUUGGACCAAAAAGUUACAAGUAAGUAGACAACAGUGGAGUUGCACCCGUUUUAUUAUGUCGAGUAAAGUCGUCAGACCUCCUAUCCUAGUCUGGUAUUUCUCGUUUAACGUUACUGUUAGGAUGUCACUAAAAUGAGCUAACGUAGCCUUUCAGGUUUGAUAGAGAACAGUGCUCAUCCCUGAGGCAGAAGUGAUCAUACAAAAGGUCAUAGAGUCUGAGGGUUUGAUCUCUGGUUCCAGCUCUGUACCUUCCUGCUGUGUGAUGUUAGGAAGUCACCUGACCUCUCUGCCUCAGCUUCCUCAUCUUGAGAUCAGGACACUAAGACCUUCUCUCCCUGCCUCACAGGGAUGUUGUGAGGACUAAGGAAGAUGGCAUGGUGAAGAGCACUUUAAAAGUGUGGCGUGGUGUUCAAAUGUGAGGUGUUUUCACAGAAGUAUCUCUAGCUGAUAGUUUCACAGUCUCCAUUCUUUUAACAACAAAAAGGGAAAAUCCACUUUUAAGCUUUAUGAGAAAAAAAAAACCUUCCUCUUGAUAUAAAUUUGUGUUUGAUAAAUAUCUUCUCAGUGUUUUAUCUUCUGUGCUUCAGCAACUAUUGAAGUGUGAACUGCUUAUGCACGCGAGAGACUCAGACUGUCACUAGCUGAGGAGCAGGAAAGCCUUCUAUAAGCUUGAAGGAUGUUCUUGUUUGUAUCUAACUUUGUCAUCCGAAAAUGGUGGCUAUUUUACACUUGUGCUUGUUAACGUGUAUUUUGUAGAAUUUAAUUUCUCUAUUAAUUCUUCACCUACUCCCUCUUUACAGCCAGAAUUCGGAUUCCUCUCAGACACUUUUCUAAAGGAGUAAUUAUUUGUAUCUUUAAAUGUUUCUAAACAGGACCUCAUCAAACAAAGCAUUUUCAACAGAAGACUUUAAAGUAUUUCUCGUGUAAUAGGAGGAGUGAAGGACACUCAGAUCAGAAGCACUUAGGAAGAUUAAAGGAAUGACUGAAUCACAGGUCCCACCAGGAUGAAAGUAUUAGGGGAACAUAGCAGCAUUUCCCUCCCCCUCCCUCCUUUCCAGUGAAAGUUUCUAGGUCCUGCUAAAAACAAGUUGUUUUCUUGUCCAGGCAGGCAUCUGGCUGUUGAGUAAAUCUGAGGUUAUUCUUGAGAGUUCGCACUAAACUCUUAGGUAGUUAGGGUAGCACUUAGAACACUAACUGGGACUUUCCCUAAACUGUCCUCAUAAAAGACCCGAGUAAUACGUAUGGUCUCUCUGCAGCUCUUACUGUUGGAAAGGAGCUGUCACAGACAGGAGAGGCAAAGGGCUGUGGUUAGAGCUUAGUAAAACCUUUAUUUACAGAACAGAAGACAUAUUAGAUAUGAACCAAGAGCCACAAGCCCUCGCUCACCCUGUGAGGGAUUGUCAUGGAGAGGCCGUGUCUGUGUCCGGACCACGUUCUCCAAAGAGUUCCUCUACCUCCCAUAUCUCCCAGAUCAUGACCCCAAGGACUGCUUUCUGACUCAGUCUCUCCCCCGCUUCCUUCUGUCUUACCUUGCUGUCAGAUGACCCGUUUUCCUUGCUCACCUGUACAGAUUCAGGACAUUUCUUUUAUCGCUUUUGGAGUGAAUGGAUUCCAAGUUUCCUUUCUGGAGACUAAGAAAAGGGUCGGCUUGCUUCUCUAAGAGUCCUGGGAGCCUGGGUCUUUAGAACAUAUAACUGUGUAAACAUAUGAAUAGAACCACUGAGACAAUGUGUAUUUUUUACAUGUGGCAAAUGCUUUUCUUUUUUUGACCUUUGUGCUUUUUCAGUAAUUUGACCUUAGAAAAAUGGUUUUUAUAUGAUAGUAAAGGAAAAUAACCACUUUGAAUUUUAAAGAUAAUGUCAAUGUGUGUAUGUAUCUCUGUUUAUUUCCUACAGAAGAAGAGGUAGCUUUUUUGUGUUCCGCUUGUACCAGCCGUCUUCUUAUUGCUGAGAAAUGGCCACUAUUGAUAAACCUUUAUGUUUUAAAACGUAGUGGGGAGGGUAUAUUUUGAUCUCCUCUGGCUUUAAUUUCUAGAGUGUCACUUAAAUAUGUCUGGUAGCAAACCUUGAAGCACCGCAUAGAUGCUGCUCCUGUGUCCCCUGAUAGUCACACAGUCCCUAACAUCCGCUGCUUCUGGCCUCCUGAGCAUUGGAUUUAAAUAGCCAAAACCUACAAAGCUCCAAGUUGCCAGCCUUUUAAACACUUGCUUUUUCCUUCUGUUCUGAAAAUCCAGACAGCACCUAUAAUUUGGACUCUACUGAUCUUCCUCAUUAUGUGUCCUGUUGGAAACCCCUACAAUCGCCUGCUCCGUCAGGGGCCUUACCAGAGUAAUUUGACGUUGUAUUUGCAUAGAUGGAUAUGAAAUAGUUUAUAGAUGACAAUUCUCUUUUUUGAAUAAAAUGAAAUUUUUGAAAA